Messenger RNA from Alligator sinensis (Chinese alligator), 1888 nucleotides. RefSeq names its product inhibin subunit beta B (gene INHBB). Gene Ontology annotation, cellular component: extracellular region. Lineage: Eukaryota; Metazoa; Chordata; Crocodylia; Alligatoridae. The transcript is spliced from 3 exons. The record is from RefSeq and is a predicted model, not a curated record. Gene Ontology annotation, molecular function: growth factor activity; cytokine activity. Bases 22 to 981 code for a protein of 319 amino acids. Gene Ontology annotation, biological process: BMP signaling pathway; SMAD protein signal transduction.
CACAUCCUGAGCCGCCUGCAGAUGCGCGAGCGGCCCAACAUCACGCACGCCGUGCCCAAGGCGGCCAUGGUCACCGCGCUGCGCAAGCUGCACGCCGGCAAGGUGCGCGAGGACGGCCGCCUCGAGAUCCCCAGCAUGGACGGGCAGGCCAGCAGCGGCCCGCCCCACGACCAGCUCUCCGAGAUCAUCAGCUUCGCAGAGACAGAUGAUCUGGCCUCGUCAAGAGUCCGCCUCUAUUUCUUCAUCUCAAACGAAGGGAACCAGAACUUGUUUGUCGUUCAGGCCAGCCUCUGGCUUUACUUGAAGCUGCUUCCGUACGUCUUAGAGAAAGGCAGCAGGCGAAAAGUAAGAGUCAAAGUCUAUUUCCAAGACCCGGACACUAGCAACAAGUGGAAUGUGGUUGAAAAGAAAGUUGAUCUCAAAAGAAGUGGUUGGCACACUUUUCCCAUUACAGAGGCAAUCCAGGCUCUAUUUGAGAAAGGAGAAAGGAGACUGAACUUGGAUGUUCAAUGUGAGGGCUGCGAAGAGUAUUCAGUGCUGCCAAUUUAUGUGGACCCUGGGGAGGAAUCCCAUCGGCCUUUUUUAGUGGUGCAAGCCCGAUUAGCUGAUAACAAACACAGGAUCCGGAAAAGAGGUCUGGAGUGUGAUGGCAGGACCAAUCUAUGUUGCAGGCAACAGUUUUACAUUGACUUUAGACUCAUUGGGUGGAAUGACUGGAUCAUAGCGCCUUCAGGUUACUAUGGGAAUUACUGUGAAGGGAGCUGCCCGGCCUACUUGGCUGGAGUCCCAGGGUCAGCUUCCUCCUUUCACACUGCGGUAGUGAAUCAGUACAGAAUGCGAGGGCUGAACCCGGGCACCGUGAACUCCUGUUGCAUCCCAACCAAACUUAGCACAAUGUCAAUGCUGUACUUUGACGAUGAAUACAACAUUGUGAAAAGGGACGUUCCCAAUAUGAUUGUGGAAGAAUGUGGUUGUGCUUGAUUUAAGGGGACUCGGCAAGGACACAUCACACGGGGGAAAAAACAAACAAACAAGCAAACGCUACUGCGACUAGACCAAUGAACCCUAAAAAGGAAUUACAGUAACACAGUGGAGACAUUCUGAAAAAAUGCAGUGCAUUUAAUAACAGGCAAGGAACAUUUAACAAGUCUUGGAGAAAAAGGAGAGAGGAAAGUGCUUUCGAUUUCCUUACCAGGAGGUGUCGAGGAUGGCCAUAAAGAUCAGAAAACAAUAAUACAGCAUAGCACUUGCAAACUGCUUGAAUGCACGUAUUAUAGCACUUGCAGAUUUCAAUGCCUUGAAAAGUGGUACUUGAUAGUGCACUUAUCUUUGCUCACUAUCUAGGUAAACAGGUGCCGCAUGAGCUAUGCAAUUUAAAGUGUUGACCCAUACUAGACAAAACUGGACUUAUGAUAUGACUUUUUUUAUAUUUUUUUAUACUUGAAAUUAAAUCUUUUGCUUCUUUUUUAAAGCGAAUGAUUGCUUUUAAUGUUUGCACUGAUUUAGUUGCAUGAUUAGUCAGAAAGAAAAAAAAAAAACUGCCAUUUGGAAAAAAAUGUUAUUUUUAUAGCAGCAAAAAAUGAAAUACAGUUAAAUGUAUUAUACAUAAAUUUUGGAACCAAAGAGGCCAACAUAUUAGUUUAUAAUUUUUAUGAGAUGGCAAAGCCAUCACGUAUUAUGUAGUUGUACUGAGCAAUCCCUCACGAGGCCUACCAACUAUUUCAGGGUACAAAAUGACUUCUGUUUGUUCUAUUUGAUGUCUUUUCUAUACCAUACGCACAUGGAAUGUAGAGUGGAAAUGACUAUUGUAGUAUACAUUACAAUAUGUGCAUCCUUUAAAUCCAGUUUUUAUGUUUAUUUAAUAAAGUUCCUUUUAGGUUCUGUUCCA